AUGAGUGACGAAAUUUUCUCGAAUGAAACUGAUUAUGAUUAUGAUACUGAUACUACAACUUGUACAUCAAUAUCAACAGAAAUUACUUUCUAUAUCUUCUUAUUGUUAGAAAUUCCAUCAGUUUUAUGCAGUUUGAUACUCUUCUACUAUUUCAUUCGUUUACGUGAAUAUCUCUUUCGAGAUCACUCCAAUACAACGAUUAUCUAUCAACUACUUGGUACAUUUCUGGUAACUUCAAUCGAUAUGCCAAUCAUUAUAAUUCAUCUUCAAAAUUGUUAUUAUAUUGAAUCUAUGAAAGAUCCGUCUGCAUUUUGUACUUUUUGGAUCCUAUGUGAUUACACCUUCUAUUCGUUAAAUUUAUGGUUAAUGGCAUUUGCUUGUUUCGAACGUUAUCUGUCGAUAUUUUUCAAACAAUUUAUUAUGAGAAAUCGAAAACGACGUUUUCUUCUGUACUAUGCAUUAGUUAUAUUCAUUACGCUAUUCCCUGUCUUAUGGUAUAUAUAUUUAAUACUGAUCUAUCCAUGUGCACAAACUGAUUUUGAUUAUACACAAAUCACAUGUGAUGGUUCGUGCUACCAAGCUGUUGAUGAUCCGGUGACUCAAAAUACAGAUUGGUUUUUAGCUGAUCUAUUGCCAACCUUCUUAGUGAUUUUCUUCAUUCUUAUAUUGAUAUUACACGUUCUUUAUCAAAGACAUAAGAUUAGCAGACAUUCAACACAACGAAACAUAUGGAAACGUACGCGCAAGAUGUUUCUUCAACUUGUACCAAUUGCAUUUAUAUUUUUAGCAUUUAAUAUGCCAUUAAUUAUGGUUGGAAUGCUUAGUAUUACCGAUCCAUGGUAUGAUACGACACCAUAUUAUUAUGCUAAUUCUUUUUCGUAUCUUUUACCACUAUUGAUGCCAUUUGCUGUUCUUUCUAAACAGAAAGAAAUACUAAAACGACUCCGUAUUUUGUUUAAAUUACGAGGAGCAAACCGAAUUGCAACACUCGAUGGAACUGUCUGA
This is a messenger RNA of Adineta steineri, 1005 nucleotides long. The record is from the annotation of a GenBank genome assembly. Lineage: Eukaryota; Metazoa; Rotifera; Eurotatoria; Adinetida; Adinetidae.